AUGCCUUCACAGGAAGAGAAUAGCCAAGCCAACACAUCAUUUAAAUUAAAAGUGAAAAUUGUGAGUGCAAAGCUACACAAACACACCAGAUCUACGGCCCUCUCACGUAUCCGGAACCCUACAUUUUAUGUUGAGUUCAAUACUACAUCUUGGGACGCCCCACCUCCUUCAGACAGUCCGACGAACACGGACCACAUAACUUCCAAUCGGGGUUCAACUUCGGCCAAAACCGGAUGGACUCCGCAUUUUAAUUCCAGGACCAACUUUAACAUUAACAUCAACUCUCAUAUCGAAUUCCUCAUCGUCUCACAGGCUUCUGUACAUGCUUCCUUGAACAAUGGGGCUGGACUUGUUGUUGGGUACUCACGUCUCGGAAUCCGCGAUGCUUUGAGAAACCAUGGUAAUAAUUUGGAGGAUGCGGCCUUCGCUUUGGAUAUACUGCCUCUGCCAACAGAUCAGUCAGUGGACGGCACCACCCUGACUUCUCUAGGUACGCUGAAUCUACUUCUCACAGCUUCGGCUAGAGCUGUCAACGCGGCGAUUGUGGCUGUCAACAUCAAUCAGCGACCUUCUGUAGUUGUUGAUGUUUUGGUUCGUGAUACCUUUGGUGGUGGUGUUAUUAUUGGUAGCACAUACUCUCGCUUUUAUGUUACCUUUGAAAUCGCCGCGGUGAAGUCUCUUUCACUCCAAACAUCUCUAUCAGGAAUCUUUUUUUCAAUUUUACUGCGGCCCACUACAAUUAAUGAAAAUUCUCGAUCAUCCACGCCCACUACCACUAGCAGUGCAGCACCUAGCAAUAUUGUCACAAAUGGUUCUUCUGCUGCGCCUGCCACCAAUGCGUCUGCCACGGCUGGCGACCUUUUGACUGUUCCGCGUCGACAAAACGGAUCCAGAAGGCGUUCCGCCCCGAAUACGGAAGGUCUACCACCACACUGGGAGCAACGUACCGAUCCCUCCACUGGAAGAACUUACUACGUUGAUCAUUUAACAAAGCGAACACAGUGGGAGAAACCACAGCCUCUUCCGAGCGGGUAUGCGACAAUAACGCCUUUAUUCCUUUGUGGUUUUACGAAGCCAUGA
Messenger RNA from Hydatigera taeniaeformis, 1080 nucleotides. The record is from the annotation of a GenBank genome assembly. NCBI's taxonomy places the organism in Eukaryota, Metazoa, Platyhelminthes, Cestoda, Cyclophyllidea, Taeniidae.